AUGGACACCGAGGCCAUCUGCUCCGCUUGUAGCUGGUCCCCCAUACGGCAAUCACACUGUAGCUACCACAGUCAUGUGAAACUCUUCUACAGCGCCGGCAAUCGAGGAGCAUGGUCCUUGGGUUCAAAGCUCAUCCUCAAAGAACGAGAGAAUGCCCUCCCGAACAAUGAAACGUCAAACAUCCAAUUCUUAACCGAAAGGACAUCGAUCCCUAUUCCCCAAGUCGUCGAGGAAUGGACAGAAGACGACGGAACACACUUCCUGCUCACCAAGCGGAUCCCAGGCCAAUGUCUAGAGGAGGCAUGGCCCACCCUAUCCGCAGAAGAUAAAGAACGCGUCGCAAAACAGACAGCCGAGUAUCUGAUGCAGCUUCGUGAUCUUCGCUCCGACCGUAUGGAAUGCCUAGGUGGCACACCACUCUACAGUGCGUUCUUGUUCGCAGACGAUUAUAAGACCGGGCACGGGCCGCUGACUUCGGACGACGAGCUGUGGGCUGAGAUGUCGCGGUCCUUGUCCCACGUGCCGGAGGAGGCUCGCUCGGCACUGCGUCGGCGAAUGCCCAGCGCUGCGCCGUAUACUUUCACCCACGGCGACCUGACCAUUGUGAAUCUCAUGGUGGACAAGGGUCAUUUGGCAGGGAUUCUGGACUGGGAAGGCUCGGGCUACUUCCCCGUGUGGUGGGAGUUUACGCACGCCGGGAUUAGUCUCUCGGCGGAGGAUGCGGAGUGGAAGGCCUUGUUACGCAAGUAUUUGCCGGAUCAUACUGAAGGGCGCGAGUUUUGGAAAGAUUUCUGGUUUUUGCGUCAGUACCCGGACUUGGAAGAGAGAGGUCUACAGUUUUUGAAUAGUUGUGGUCUGAGCUUGCCUGAGAAGAUGUAA
Messenger RNA from Penicillium diatomitis, 879 nucleotides. RefSeq lists its product as uncharacterized. The record is from RefSeq and is a predicted model, not a curated record. Bases 1 to 879 code for a protein of 292 amino acids. NCBI's taxonomy places the organism in Eukaryota, Fungi, Ascomycota, Eurotiomycetes, Eurotiales, Aspergillaceae. The transcript has a single exon.